GACGGCAACAGGGAGCAAUUGGUAACGCCUAUAUAUAAAUGGACAAGGAAGAAGAAUCUUCCGCUCAUCUCCCAAUAACACCUCUUCCGCCAUCGUCACUCCCUCAUCCUUCCUUUGCAAAUCAAACCAAAGAGAAACACUCGGACGACAAGUGACAAGUUGCAUAUAUAAAUACCACAGCUGUUGGUGCCUUAUAUGGUAACAGCCUUCCUCUUCUCAUUUUCUUUUUCUAUAAAAUCUGUCAUUUGUUGACUCUCUUCCUCCAUUCUACAACCGCUCUGCUCUUUUCUCCUCUGUUUCACAGAAGUUCAGUGAAAGAUGUUGGAAAAGAAAAUGGGAGGAAUUAAUGUUGAUAAGGUGAUAGAAGAAUUUGAAGCAAUGACAAAGAAUGCAGAAAGGGUACAGAAGGAGACACUGAAGAAGAUUCUAGAAGAAAAUGGAUCUGCAGAAUACUUGCAGAAUCUGGGUCUCGAUGGAAGAACUGAUCCCGAGAGUUUCAAGAUUUGUGUUCCUAUCUGUACCCACGGUGACUUGGAACCUUAUAUUCAGAGAAUUGCAGAUGGGGAUUCUUCUCCUGUGCUUACCGGAAAGCCUAUAACAACCAUAUCUUUAAGUUCGGGUACUACUCAAGGAAAGCCCAAAUAUGUACCAUUCACUGAUCAAUUGUUGGAUAACACCUUGCAGAUAUUUAGAACCUCUUUUGCCUAUAGAAACAGAGAAUUCCCUCUUGAGAAUGGUAAAGCCUUGGAGUUUGUCUUCAGCAGCAAGCAGGGAAAAACAAAGGGCGGUUUGGCUGCUGGAACAGCUACAACAAAUCUCUUUCGCAACCCUAACUACAAAACUGCAUUGGAGGAACUGCAGUUCAAAUCCUGCAGCCCUCGUGAAGUUAUAUUUGGUUCUGACUUUCAUCAGUCACUGUAUUGCCAUCUCUUGUGUGGGUUAAUCUUCCGUGAAGAUAUCCAAUUUGUGUUCUCUACAUUUGCCCAUAGCAUUGUCCUUGCAUUUCGAACUUUUGAACAAGUUUGGGAAGAGCUGUGUGAUGACAUACGGAAUGGGGAACUCAGCAGCCGGAUCACUGCCCCUUCCAUCCGAACAGCAAUGUCGCAUUUGCUUAAGCCAAAUGCUGAAUUGGCUGAUUUGAUCCAUACAAAAUGCUCAGGAUUGAGUAAUUGGUAUGGGUUAAUACCUGAACUUUUCCCUAAUGCCAAGUAUAUCUAUGGGAUAAUGACUGGGUCAAUGGAGCCUUAUUUGAAAAAGUUGAGGCACUAUGCAGGGGAGCUGCCUUUGUUGAGUGCUGAUUAUGGUGCUUCAGAAGGGUGGAUUGCAGCAAAUGUCAAUCCGCUAUUGCCUCCUGAGUUGGCUACUUUUGCUGUGUUACCUGACAUCGGAUAUUUUGAAUUCAUUCCUCUUAGGAGAAAUGGAGAUCACAUCUAUUCAGAGCCCAAGCCCAUUGGCCUGUCUGAUGUCAAGAUUGGCGAAGAGUAUGAGAUCCUUGUCACCAAUUUUGCAGGUUUUUACAGGUACAGACUAGGAGAUGUUGUGAAGGUUAUGGGCUUCCAUAACUCGACCCCAGAACUUAAAUUUGUAUGCAGAAGGAGCCUACUGCUCAGCAUAAACAUUGACAAGAACACUGAAAAAGAUUUACAGUUGGUUGUAGAAGAAGCAGCUAAGUUGUUAGCGGACGAGAAACUUGAAGUCGUUGAUUUCAGCAGUCUAGCGGAUCGUUCCACUGACCCUGGCCACUAUGUUAUCUUUUGGGAAAUUAGUGGGGAACCAACAGCGGAGGUCUUGCAAGAGUGCUGCAAUUGCCUGGACCGAUCUUUUCUUGAUGCAGGAUAUGUUACCUCGCGCAAGGUUAAAGCGAUUGGACCUCUCGAGCUUCGAGUUGUUCAUAGAGGAACUUUCCAGAAGAUUCUGGAUCAUUAUUUGGGGUUAGGAGCUGCUGUUAGUCAAUUUAAAACUCCCAGAUGCGUCGGUCCCGCAAACAAUGUGGUAUCGCAAAUCUUGAGCAAUAAUGUCGCCAAGUCCUACGUUAGCACUGCUUUUUGAGUUAAAAAUGGAUGGUCUGAUCCUGUAAUAGCUCAAUCUGGUUAGGGUUUAUUAGCAGAGCAGUAUAUAUAAGUAUGAUGCAUAUUUUACUUUUGUGUCAGUUUCGUCCAAUGGAGGGCUCACUGAGUGCAGAAAAUGUUUCAGAUCAGUGCAAUCCUUACAAGUCUUGUAAUCAUGAGGAUGAAGCAGGUUAGGAAGUUAAUUAUCUUAAAAGUAAUUAUCCUUAAAAGAAAAGUCAAA
Ricinus communis (castor bean) is the source of this 2289-nucleotide messenger RNA. Its product is annotated as jasmonoyl--L-amino acid synthetase JAR6. Gene Ontology annotation, cellular component: cytoplasm. The transcript is spliced from 5 exons. Gene Ontology annotation, molecular function: acid-amino acid ligase activity. The record is from RefSeq and is a predicted model, not a curated record. NCBI's taxonomy places the organism in Eukaryota, Viridiplantae, Streptophyta, Magnoliopsida, Malpighiales, Euphorbiaceae. The coding region runs from base 319 to 2049 and encodes 576 amino acids.